Linum trigynum is the source of this 2672-nucleotide messenger RNA. NCBI's taxonomy places the organism in Eukaryota, Viridiplantae, Streptophyta, Magnoliopsida, Malpighiales, Linaceae. The record is from the annotation of a GenBank genome assembly.
UCCCCAAUUCUCAUAUAUUUCAACCCAUAAUUCUAUUUUUCAAAUCUCUAAAUCUUUCAAUUCUCUUCUGUCCAACCCGAUCACAGUAACCCGGAAUCCAAUUCAUCUGUUUUCUAUCAUCAAUUCAAGGGAGUUUUGAGGGUAACGUAUUCUUAAACGAACAUAUAAUGGUUAAUGCAAGUAUUGAGCUGAAAAGGACUCGGUCUUGAAGUUGAGACCUUUGCCGGUUCUAUUUCCAGUUUUCCACCAAUUGCGGAAAAUUAAAGUUGUUGUUCAGUUCACCAAUCAAGAAGAUGAAGAAAGCUUGACCAUUUUCGAUAAUGUUGGGCUUGGGCCUGCAACCACUUCAUGAAGCUCGCUUUCUCCGCAUGGAUACAGAAUGGCCCAAGCCCUACCAACACAGUUCACCUGGCCUGCAAUCACUUCCUGAAGCUCGCUUUCUCCGCAUGGAUCCAAAAAUGGCCCAAGCCCUACCAACACAGCUUCGCUGAUCGUUACAUUCUUAUUCCGCGCCAAAACCAAACCAAAAAUAACGACCACCAAUUAUCCAUUGUGUGGCAAAUAUAUUUUCAAAAACAAAAAGAAUUCAUUAAUUGUGGCAACGAAAGCACACAAAAUCCACAUCCCCUCAGAAACAAUGCAAAAGAGAGACGCUUCCCGAAGCUGAUCGUUGUCGUGGUGCGCCAUGUGGCAGCUAACCAAUCUUGAUUGUGUGGACGUUACGAAUUCAAGCCAAUCCUCAGAAAAUCAACCAAUUUCCCGAUCACCCAUACUGCCACUAUAAAGCUCCAUACUUUCUCCACCCUCAUCACUUGUUGUUCUUCACCUCACUCUCCAACUAAUUCGCGCAAUUCCAACUCAUGGCUGCCGCCGCCGCCAUCUCCACCAUCGCCGCGGUCAACCGGGUUCCGUUGGCUCUGAACGGGUCGGGAGCCGGUCCAUCGGUGCCGACCUCGGCGUUCUUCGGGACGAGCUUGAAGAAAUUGGGGGGAGGAGUGAAGUUGUUCCCCAAGUCCGGGUUCAAGGUUGUCGCGGAGGCCGCCCCUGAAGACGUGGACGAGGAGAAGCAGACGGAAGGGGACCGAUGGGGACACCUGGUGACCGACAUGUCCGACGACCAGCAGGACAUCACCAGAGGGAAAGGUAUGGUCGACAGUUUGUUCCAGGCGCCGCAGAUGGCCGGAACUCACUACGCCGUCAUGAGCUCCUACGACUACAUCAGCAAAGGCCUCCGAACAUACGAUUUUGACAACACCAUGGGUGGUUUCUACAUUGCUCCUGCUUUCAUGGACAAAAUCGUCGUUCACAUCACCAAGAACUUCUUGAACCUUCCUAACAUUAAGGUUCCACUGAUCUUGGGUGUCUGGGGAGGCAAAGGUCAAGGAAAAUCCUUCCAAGCGGAGCUCGUCUUCGCCAAGAUGGGAAUCAACCCAAUCAUGAUGAGCGCCGGAGAGUUGGAAAGCGGCAACGCCGGAGAGCCGGCGAAGCUGAUCAGGCAGAGGUAUCGUGAGGCUGCUGACAUCAUCAAGAAGGGAAAAAUGUGCUGCCUCUUCAUCAACGAUCUCGACGCCGGCGCCGGUCGUAUGGGCGGGACGACGCAGUACACCGUCAACAACCAGAUGGUGAACGCCACCCUCAUGAACAUCGCCGACGCGCCCACCAACGUCCAGCUCCCCGGAAUGUACAACAAGGAAGAGAACGCCCGAGUUCCGAUCAUCGUCACCGGAAACGAUUUCUCCACCCUCUACGCCCCUCUUAUCCGUGACGGGCGUAUGGAGAAGUUCUACUGGGCUCCGACCAGGGAGGACCGAAUCGGAGUAUGCACCGGUAUCUUCAGGACGGACAAUGUCCCCAAUGACGACAUCGUCAAGCUCGUCGACUCCUUCCCCGGACAAUCAAUCGAUUUCUUCGGGGCGCUGAGGGCUAGGGUUUACGACGACGAGGUGAGGAAGUGGAUCUCCAGUGUCGGAGUGGAGACGAUCGGGAAGAAGCUGGUGAACUCCAAGGACCCUCCCCCGACGUUCGAGCAACCUAAGAUGACAUUGCAGAAGCUGAUGGAGUAUGGGAACAUGCUUGUGGCAGAGCAAGAGAAUGUGAAGAGGGUGCAGUUGGCUGACCAGUACUUGAACGAGGCUGCUCUUGGUGAUGCUAACAAGGAUGCCAUGGAGAGUGGAACUUUCUACGGGCAAGGAGCUCAACAGGGCAAUCUGCCAGUUCCUGAAGGCUGUACUGAUCCAAAUGCGGGUAACUUUGAUCCAACUGCAAGGAGUGAUGAUGGAAGCUGCCUUUACCAGUUCUAAAUUUGUGAAUUUCUAGGGUCUUUCUUCUGGUUUGCUGAGUGGAUUUGCAGAGAAUCAAGGGUUGUGUAAUAUCCCUUAAUAUGGAAGGGUUUUUUUUUAUUUGACGAUGUUCAAGAAAACAAAUAUUAAUGUUGUUGAUGGUCUCUCUGUCUUCAAUGGUUUCCCUUUCUUUCGUCUUGGGAAUAAUGGAUUGUUUUGCCCAUCAUAUACCUCCUCUAAAGAAUCUUAAAGAUCACCAUAUAUACUUGCUCAUCAUGAUCUAGACAGGAGUGAUGGUCUCGAGCUCGUCCUUCGUCAUCAUGGCUCGAGGCCCACGUUCGAGAGUUUGCUGCAGGAAUCAUCCCCUGUGGUAAAUGAAUUGAUUUAUUACGA